GCGAAGGUGGAGCACGACGUCAUCCUCAGCUACAGCGCUGGGAUCAGCGCGUGCGAGAAGGGCGAGCAGUGGCAGCAAGGGCGAGCAGUGGCAGCGGGCGCUGGCGCUACUGAGCGAGAUGUGGGAGGCGAAGCUGGAGCCCGACGCCAUCAGCUACAGCGCUGCGAUCAGCGCGUGCGAGAAGGGCGAGCAGUGGCAGCGGGCGCUUGUGCUGCUGAGCGAGAUAUGGGAGGCGAACGGGCGCUUGCACUGCUGAGCGAGAUGUGA
Prorocentrum cordatum is the source of this 267-nucleotide messenger RNA. Lineage: Eukaryota; Dinophyceae; Prorocentrales; Prorocentraceae. The record is from the annotation of a GenBank genome assembly.